This is a messenger RNA of Melanotaenia boesemani (Boeseman's rainbowfish), 2653 nucleotides long. Its product is annotated as zinc finger protein 260-like. The transcript is spliced from 5 exons. The record is from RefSeq and is a predicted model, not a curated record. Lineage: Eukaryota; Metazoa; Chordata; Actinopteri; Atheriniformes; Melanotaeniidae. Bases 379 to 2253 code for a protein of 624 amino acids. Gene Ontology annotation, biological process: regulation of cytokine production; regulation of immune system process; negative regulation of transcription by RNA polymerase II.
CUGUAUAAUAUUCUCUUAUCUAUAACACAAUUGUGCUCUCUAGUGUUCAAAAACUAAAACAUGACAUUAUUUACUAAUAUACCAAAGGAAAAAAUAAAAAAUGUUUAAUUUAAUAAGUUUGUAUAAUGUUUGGUGACAUUUGUAUGACAUUUAUAUUUCCAGUAAAUAAAUAAAUAAAUAAAAAAUAAAAAAAAUAAAUAAAAGUAAAAAAACAGCUGAUAUUGAUGCUGUACCACUUCAUCUCCACCAGAGAGCAGACUGGAUGCAGUCUACCUCUAAUUUAGAAGAAGAAGAAACUAGCAACGCCUUCACAUAGCAUUCAGUGGCAUUUCCAUUUUGGAGCUUAAAAACUAUAGAGACUGCCACGUUACACACAAAAUGCUCAGCCUGGAGAUAUUUGAAAGUCGGAUAUGUGCUGUAAUGAAGGCACUGGUGGAAGCAGCGGUGGCGGAGCUCGGAAGACUUCUGAAUGAGUGCUCGGCUAACGCUGUGGCCGCUCAGCACCGCUCAGCUGCGGCUCUAAUGACUGUUUCGAAGAGCUUAGUGAUAAUGAAAGAAGUGACGCCACCGCAGGAGGAGCAGCAGUUUUUAAAAGAUAUCACGAGGCAGUUUGCAUCCCUCAUGGAAGCAUGCACCAGAAACGUUGUGGAGAAAAUCUUGCUGAUGAUGAAAGUGUCCAUGUGUGAGCUGCCUCCUGCAGAGCAGAGAGCCAGGCCUAAUGAUGAGAUCCAACAGACAAGCACAAGUCCAAAGGCAACACAAAUUUCUGAACCCAGUAAAAAAUCCACAGCCAGGAAAUGUCACCAGAAACGAAGAAAAAUCCAUGAAGUGUCCCCACCAGCUAUGAUAAAGGAGAAUGAUCAUAUAUAUUGCAGAGAACAGCAGGCUGAAGAUCCAACAGCAGAAGCAGCUGACUCGGAAUCAGAGACAGAACCUGCAGAUGCAGCUUCAUUUGAGGAGAGUGGCUGUGGACCUCAGACACCUCAGACUGUGUCACCAGAACCGGCUUGUCAAGAACCUGAUGUCAAGGAAGGAGAUGCUGUACUGGAGGAUACCGCAUCAAAGGUCAAGAAGAAGAGGAAGAAGAAGACUGUUGGCUCUUUAAAAUGUCCUUCCUGUGAUAAAUUAUUUACAAAGAAGUGCUUGAUGGAAAGACACUACCUGGUUCACACCAAACCUCAUCUCUGCUCUGAGUGCGGCAAACGCUUCGCCGUACUCAGAGGGCUUAACGCACAUUUAAGAAAACACACCGGAGAGAAGCUUUACAAAUGCACCGACUGCGGGACGGAGUUUGCUUACAAAUCUACUUUUCACAGACACAUGCUCAAUCACUGCAUGAAGAAACCAAGCCUCCAACCUCCAAAGCAAACCUAUACAUGCACGCUGUGUGAAAGCCACUUUUCAGGAAAGCCUGCGUUCGAGCGGCACAGAUGCGGUGCGCUGAAAAAGACGUUUGUUUGCUCCCUUUGUCCAGAUACCUUCAGCUGCAGGCAGAGUUUGGCUGAUCACGAGAGCCUCCAUUCAGGAGACAGAGAUUUUGUCUGUGAAAUGUGUGGCGAGAGGUUCCUGUCGUCUUCAUCCUUAGCCACCCACAGAGUCACUCACAUGCAGAAGGAAAACUGCUGCGACAUGCUCGGCCUCGGGUGCAGCGACAUGAGCGUCCUGAGAACCCACCUGAGCAGACACACCGGAGAAAAGCUUUUCACCUGCGACGUCUGCGGCAAAGGCUGCAGUCAUCAGAGCGCCCUGAAGCACCACAUGCUCACCCACACGGGGGAGAGGCCGUACGUCUGCGAGACCUGCGGCAAGCGCUGCGGCCACCCCAGCGCCCUCCAGAACCACAUGAGGAUCCACACCGGGAGGAAACCGGGUCAGAAGCCGGUCUGCAGCGUGUGCAGCAAAACAAUCAGCUCCCUGGGAAAGCUCAAACGUCACAUGAGAGUCCACACGGGAGAGAAGCCGUACUCCUGCGACCAGUGCGGGAAGAAGUUCAGCCAACCCAGUAAUCUUAAGGCGCACAUGGUGAGUCAUUCAGGGAAGAAGAUGUACGGGUGCAACGUUUGUGGCAAGAGGUUUGCUCAGAGCACCAGCCUCAAGCUGCACAGGCGGAUCCACGUAGGAGAAAUGGUGUUUUACUGCAAAGUAUGCGGGAAGGGAUUCUUGCAUAGUAUUGGUUUCAAGAAGCAUGAGAGGGAUCACCUGCUGGAGGAGAGAAAAGACAAAAACACUGAAGAAACUUCUGGAAAGAACUAGACCAUAUAUCUGCUGCAUGGCCACUUUGUUUAAAUGUAAAUAGCAGAUGAGUUUACACAUGAUGAUGGAUGAUGGGUUGUCCAUGUUAGCUAAAUACAUUUGGCUGUGUUGCAUUUCAAAUAAAUCAUCAGGUCUGUUUUGUAAUAAAAUAAUAAAGUAAAAGUAGGCAAGGCAAGUUUAUUUGUAUAGCACAUUUAAUUACAAGACAAUUUAAGGUGUUUACAUAAAACAUUACCAGCAUUACAGCAGGGUGCAGAAGAAAGAAACUUUAAAAAGAAAUAAAAGAAUUUAAAGACAAGAAGCUAAUGUAAACGAUAAUAAUAGAGAUAAUGAUAAUUUAAAAUGAAAAACCAAAUGGAAAAGACAAAGAACAUUAGAAGAAACCGAUCUGGACUCUAAA